Messenger RNA from Penicillium argentinense, 258 nucleotides. RefSeq names its product RNA-binding protein LSM5. Bases 1 to 258 code for a protein of 85 amino acids. The transcript is spliced from 6 exons. Gene Ontology annotation, cellular component: U6 snRNP; U4/U6 x U5 tri-snRNP complex; Lsm1-7-Pat1 complex. Gene Ontology annotation, biological process: mRNA splicing, via spliceosome. The record is from RefSeq and is a predicted model, not a curated record. Gene Ontology annotation, molecular function: RNA binding. Lineage: Eukaryota; Fungi; Ascomycota; Eurotiomycetes; Eurotiales; Aspergillaceae.
AUGGCUUCCCAGCUCCUGCCUCUGGAGCUUAUCGACAAGUGUGUCGGCUCCAAGAUCUGGGUGAUCAUGAAGGGUGACAAAGAGUUCACCGGAACCCUUCUCGGAUUCGACGACUACGUCAACAUGGUCCUCGAGGAUGUCACCGAAUUUGACUACAACGGAACCCAGACCAAACUGUCCAAGCUGCUGCUCAACGGCAACAACAUCUGCAUGUUGAUUCCCGGCGGAGAAGGCCCCAUGGCGAACGCCAACGCCUAA